Messenger RNA from Euleptes europaea (tarantolino), 1228 nucleotides. It is a transcript of the gene FOXI1, whose product is annotated as forkhead box I1. The record is from RefSeq and is a predicted model, not a curated record. Gene Ontology annotation, molecular function: RNA polymerase II cis-regulatory region sequence-specific DNA binding; DNA-binding transcription factor activity, RNA polymerase II-specific. Bases 46 to 1173 code for a protein of 375 amino acids. Gene Ontology annotation, biological process: regulation of transcription by RNA polymerase II; anatomical structure morphogenesis; cell differentiation. The transcript is spliced from 2 exons. NCBI's taxonomy places the organism in Eukaryota, Metazoa, Chordata, Lepidosauria, Squamata, Sphaerodactylidae.
CUAACACAGGUGUGUUGUAACUUGGUAGGCUGCCAGAGUUAGAUUAUGAGCUCAUUUGAUCCACAGAUACAUUCUCCACCGCGUUGCAGCCCGCAAUUUCCAAACAUUGGCCAGGAGCCUCCUGAAAUGAAUAUCUACUACGAAAACUUCUUCCAUCCUCAGAACAUUCCUAGCCCACAAAGGCCUGCAAACUUUGAAGCAGCGGACUACAAUGCCACCCACAACCCCUAUCUGUGGUUGAAUGGACCUUCCAUCAACUCCCCACCUUACCUCCCAGGAUCCAACGGCAGUCCUUACAUUCCGCAGUCCUAUGGGAUGCAGAGACAAUUCCUGCCUAACGUGCAUGGCUUGGGGGCAAAUGAGAUGGGCUGGCUCCCCAUGCCUUCUCAGGAAGAGCUGAUGAAGUUGGUGAGGCCGCCGUAUUCUUACUCUGCGCUCAUUGCCAUGGCCAUCCACGGAGCGCCAGACAAGAGGCUGACCCUCAGUCAGAUCUACCAGUACGUUGCGGACAACUUCCCUUUCUACAACAAAAGCAAAGCUGGCUGGCAGAACUCCAUACGGCACAAUCUUUCUCUCAACGAUUGCUUCAAAAAGGUACCACGAGACGAAGACGACCCGGGGAAAGGCAAUUACUGGACCUUGGAUCCGAACUGUGAGAAGAUGUUUGACAAUGGAAACUUUCGUCGUAAGAGGAAGAAGAAAUCUGACAUCAGUGCCAGCACAGCAGUGCUUGCUUCUGACAAACCGGAAAGCAGUGCCCUCAGCAGCAGCCCCAAAGGAGCAGAGCCGCAAGACAUUUUGGAAAAUUCCUCUUCUGGAACCGAGAGCUCGCCUGGAAAGAGCUCCCCGCCGCCUCCUUCUGCUGCUCCCUGCCUCAACAACUUCCUGUCCAGUAUGACGCCGUAUGUGAAUGGGUCCAGUUCUGUCAGUCGUGCAGGGCCCCUGGGACUUAGCGCUGAAGUUGGUGACAAAAUGGGACAGAAUAUGGUAGGCUUCAACUCCUACUCUCCUCUUUCUAACAUCCCCGGCCAUGGCAGCGGAGAGUGGUCCAAUUCCAUGUCCUCUGGUCAUCUAGGCUACAGCAGUUCAGUUCUCAACCAGUUCAACACCAGUUUCUACAACAGCCUUACUGCAAAUAAUACUCUGUAUGCCAGAGAGGGAACUGAAGUGUAAACCAAGGGAGGCCCUAUGGCAACAGGAGAAAGGGGGAUGAAUAUGUAGGGCGAAA